Molecule: messenger RNA, 3261 nt
Organism: Gasterosteus aculeatus aculeatus (three-spined stickleback)
Lineage: Eukaryota; Metazoa; Chordata; Actinopteri; Perciformes; Gasterosteidae
Gene: map2k2a
Product: mitogen-activated protein kinase kinase 2a
Biological process (GO): protein phosphorylation
Molecular function (GO): ATP binding; protein kinase activity
Source: RefSeq, a predicted model, not a curated record
GGGUGUCACACACAGGUCCGAUGCUGCUGCUGCAGCUGCUGCUUCCUGUAUCAAGGCACCGCCGCACAAACCGAAGCCCUUCUCUUUUUUUUUUUCUUGGCCAGCUCCAGAGCCCCCCCGACCCGAGACACGGAGGAAUCUGCUGCUCGGACGCUGCUGUCCUGCGGAGGGAAGAGACCAGAGUCCGUCUCCCGGUGCUCGCUGCCCGGAUAAAACCGCCGUGGCCCGGGCUUUUUUCCCCUCCUUGCGCGAGAAAGAGACGCAUGGGCACGAUUUCUUCUUUUUCCUGGAUCCGGUGCUAGCUAGUAGCAGCUAGUCGGCUAACGAGCUGGUAGCUGUUCGGCAGGAGAACCCAGAAGAAGAAGAACCAGGAAAUAAAGGAAAUGUGUGCACUCCGAAAGCUCUAGUUGCAGCGGACCCCCCUCCUCCACCCCCCCCCAGCAUUUUAAAAACCACCUUUAAAGGAUCCGAUUUAUCCCAGACAGCUAACUGACAUGCUACCGAAAGUGUUCUGACUUUGCUAACGUUAGCUAGCUACGCCGAUCCUGUUGCUUCUCACACAAGAGUUUGGGAGAAGCAGCUUCUUCGCUCACCGUCCGUGUAGCGCGUUAUCGGAGAGGCAAGAAAGGGAGUUUUUGGGGUAGAAAUGGCUCCUAAAAGAAGACCCGUUCCCCUGAACAUAACGCCCAUCGGGGAGGGACAGGCCAUCUCGAACACCAUCGAUGCUGCUUCUGAAGCCAACCUGGAGGCCUUGCAGAAGAAGCUGGGUGAGUUGGACCUGGACGAGCAGCAGAGGAAGCGACUGGAGGCCUUUCUGACCCAGAAGGCCCAGGUCGGGGAGCUGAAGGACGAGGAUUUCGAGCCCAUCUGCGAGUUGGGUGCCGGCAAUGGAGGAGUGGUCAACAAGGUCCGCCACAAGCCCUCAGGCCUGGUCAUGGCCCGCAAGUUGAUCCACCUUGAGAUCAAGCCCGCCAUCAGAAACCAGAUCAUCAGAGAGCUGCAGGUGCUGCAUGAAUGCAACUCUCCCUACAUUGUGGGCUUUUAUGGGGCCUUCUACAGCGACGGGGAGAUCAGCAUCUGUAUGGAGCACAUGGAUGGUGGAUCUCUGGACCAGGUCCUGAAGGAAGCCAGAAGAAUCCCAGAAGAAAUCCUGGGGAAAGUUAGCAUAGCUGUAUUGAGGGGCUUAGCCUACCUGCGGGAGAAGCACCAGAUCAUGCACAGAGAUGUCAAGCCCUCCAACAUCCUGGUCAACUCCCGCGGGGAGAUCAAGCUGUGCGACUUUGGCGUGAGCGGGCAGCUCAUAGAUUCCAUGGCCAACUCCUUCGUUGGAACACGCUCCUACAUGUCGCCGGAGAGACUGCAGGGCACUCACUACUCGGUUCAGUCCGACGUGUGGAGCAUGGGCCUGUCCCUGGUGGAGCUGGCGAUCGGCCGCUACCCCAUCCCCCCACCCGAGCCCAAAGAGCUGGAGUCCAUCUUCGGACGGGCCAUCCUGGACGGGGCCGAGGGGGAGCCUCACGCCAACACGCAGAGGCCCCGACCGCCGGGCAGACCCGUGAGCGGGCACGGGAUGGACAGCAGACCUGCCAUGGCCAUCUUUGAACUUUUGGACUACAUUGUGAAUGAGCCUCCACCUAAGCUGCCACUUGGGGUCUUUACCAAUGACUUCCAAGACUUUGUGACUAAAUGUCUGAUCAAAAACCCAGCCGAGAGGGCCGACCUGAAGAUGUUGAUGAGUCACACCUUCAUCAAACGAUCCGAAGUCGAGGAAGUGGACUUUGCCGGCUAUUUGUGCAAAACCAUGGGCCUCAACCAGCCCAGCACGCCCACCCGCGGCACUGAGUGAACAGCCCCCAACCUCCCAGACGCACGCCUCCAACUUGCUUGCGUACACUUAAAUAUAUUACGCGCACACAGGCACCCACCCCCAUCAUGCUCUUGGGUACGGUCAUUGUCCCCCCACUGUUUAUUUCUCCACGCAGCAGCAGCAGCAGCAGCAGCAGAGCCCUUUGAGUCGUUGUGCUUUGAGUGUGUCGAGAGGAGCCACGGCUCACUUUUCCACACCGCUGCGGUUUGAUUGACACACUUCUUUUUGUAUUGUCCAAUAUAUAUAUAUACACACAAAUAUUCUGCAUUAACCUUUUUUUGUAUGGCAACAGUUAAAUAAAUGCCCUUCUGGACAGAUUUCCAAACACCUGCUUGAAAGAUUAGUUCUAUUGAAGGUGAAUGAAGCUACUCUUGUCCAACAUAUCCAUGCAUAAAUGUUCUAAGCCGAGGCCUUGCAAAUACCUCCGAUGUCAUAAUUAGAUUUGUUAGUAGAGACAGCAGGAUUGAUGGGCAUAUACGGAGAAUGUGAACUAUUUGGCAAAAGGGUGAUUGAUCACUCUGCCGAUCACUUUGUGAACAAUCUCACAAACCAAAGAGGCUGCUCUCGACGCCUGACGCAUAUGAUUUCGCGAAUGGUUUUAUUUUUUUAUUCGGUCGAUCUACGCUGUGUUGACAUUUGUUUUCUGAAAAUCCAUUUAUACGUGCAUCCCACACGGUUUCUGCAGCGUGUACUGUGGAAGUCUGAUGAAUGACUGAUCGAAAUCUGUUCAUGGGAUGAUACAGCAUGGUUUAUCUUUCUAAUACCUUUAUUUCCCAAGAUCACGAUGGGGAUGAUUUGCUGGUGUUUUAAUCAAAAGCCUGAAUCUCUUUAAUAUUGAUGAAGUUCCAAUCACAUUGACUCAUUUAAAUAUUUACCUUUUCUUUGUUGUCGUUCUGGACUUUACCCUGAAGUGUAUUUGGUUAUGUUUUCACUGUACUGCUUUGUGUGGCACUCCCAAGCUUUCUCUUGGGACAGAACCAGCCAACAGGCUUGGUUUUUGGGAAAGACUUGGGUUGAAAUGCAAUUUCACAACAUUUCCCCUGUAAUUCAACCCAAUUAAUGGGAUUUAAAAAUAGUACAACUUCAGUAUGAAGGGUUUGACUGACUAUUUGAACCCAGGUCGGUGUUGGUCACAUGGUGGUGGUACUUGCUAACCCUUUCUUAUGCCCCCCUCCCUCCAAAAUGCACAUUUGUUCAGAGCAAAAUUAAUGCAUUAUAACUUGUAUGUGUACAAAGCUGUAUACACAAAUUAAAGGAGUACUAUUUUGCUGUCUUAAUAUACAAAUUUUGAUUUAUGUAAAUGACACGGGAGAGCAGUCAUUUUAUUAUAAUAUAAAAAUGUGUUGGAUAUGGUUAUGAUGUAUAAAAAUAUAAAAAUAAAUCUUAUUUGUCAA